AUGGGGAACAACACUAUGCAUGAUGACUUCAUCCUCUUGGGCUUCCUCAUUGGACACCAAGCAGAGAUUCUCCUGGCAGUGUUCCUCAUUGCCAUAUACGCGUUGACAGUAGCUGGCAAUGUGACCAUCCUGUUCAUCACCGCCACCAACAGCUGCCUCCACACGCCCAUGUACUUCUUCCUUGGCAACCUCUCCGUACUGGACCUCGCGUUUCCAACCGUGACUGUCCCCAGGCUGCUAAGAAGCCUCCUUUCUGGAGUCAAGGCCAUCUCCUUUGCUGGCUGCAUGGCCCAGUCCUACUUCUACUUCUUGCUGGGCACGGUGGAGUACUUCCUCCUGACCUCCAUGUCCUAUGACCGGUACGUGGCCAUAUGCGACCCAUUACACUAUCCCAUCAUCAUGAAUGGCCGUUUCUGCGUCCAAGUGGUGCUGGCUUGCUGGAUGGGUGGGUUUGUCUCUGUCCUCUACCCAGUCAUCACCAUCACCAGCUUCUCCUACUGCAAGUCCAAUGUUAUUGACCACUUCUUCUGUGACAGUGAACCUCUGAUGAAGUUGUCCUGCACAGACCCAGGUUUGAUCCAGAUUGUCACCUUUGUGCUGUCCUCGAUCGUUAUCCUCUGCUCCUUGACCUUCACUCUCAUUUCCUACGCUUACAUCGUCUCUACCAUAUUGGUCAUGCCCUCAGAUACUGGGAGGAAGAAGGCCUUCAACACGUGCGCAUCCCAUCUGACUUUGAUCCUAAUGGCCACAAGUGUCUCCAUCUUGCUGUAUGUGAUCCCGUCGAAGAAAUCCUCAGGGGGAGCCCGCAGAGUCCCAGCCCUACUCAAUAGCAUAAUCAACCCAUUUCUGAGUCCCCUUGUAUACACCUUGAGAAAUGAUUUGUUCCAAAGAAUCUUGCGAGAGAGUUUGGUCAAGGUAAAGCAAUGA
This is a messenger RNA of Varanus komodoensis (Komodo dragon), 927 nucleotides long. RefSeq names its product olfactory receptor 6J1-like. Gene Ontology annotation, biological process: G protein-coupled receptor signaling pathway. The transcript has a single exon. The record is from RefSeq and is a predicted model, not a curated record. Bases 1 to 927 code for a protein of 308 amino acids. Gene Ontology annotation, cellular component: membrane. Gene Ontology annotation, molecular function: olfactory receptor activity; G protein-coupled receptor activity. Lineage: Eukaryota; Metazoa; Chordata; Lepidosauria; Squamata; Varanidae.